UGAGGAAACAAUCAUCAAUGUUAUUUAACUGAUCGACUGCCCUCGCUCGCGCCGGUAAUCCUACUCUAAGCUCAAGCAGUUCGAAACUAUUGGUGACAUGGCUGGACGAAUUUACAUUUCAUUGCUUUCGGCUUUGGCCCUCAGCCAGGUUUCCAACGCGUUGGACGCCGCUGCGGACGCGCCUGCGGACCCGACCAUCACUGCUCGAGCUAUCCUGCCGAGGCAAAACAAUGAUCGGUUUAUGGGCUGGUUAGAAGUCAGCGGGACUUGGUUCUCAGAACAAUGUAACGAAGGCCUUACUUGGUACCAAGAUGGAAAAUAUGCUCAGUGCUGCCCGACGUCGCUUGCAUCUUGCUAUGCGCCCACAGCUUGUGUUUCUGGCUCUCUCAUUUACCCAUACUCGGACAUCAGCUCCACGCGAACAAUCGGCUGUGGUGAGAACUUUGGCAACACAGCCUUCUCCAUUUGUAACACUGCUUUCAUCUUCGAGAACUUCGGUGACUCGAACCCCAAGACCGACAUUGUCUGCGGUGUCUCUUCAGUCAACUGGUCCUACUACCGCAAGAUCCCGGCCUCUGCCACCGAGAUCGUUUCCUCCGAUGCGCCAUCAUCUGCGAUCCCACAGUCGAGCGUCCCGAAUGCAGCCAACCCAUCUUCUGCAAGUGCGAGCGCAAGCAGCAGCAGCAGUACCAGUGUACCUGAGAAGAAGGAGGAGAGCUCCAAGGCCUGGAUUGCCGGUGCCGUCGUUGGCCCCAUCGUCGGUCUAGCUCUGAUUGGAGCUGGAAUCUUUUUCUUCCUCCGUCGCAAGAAGAGCAAGAAGGUCGCAGCAGCUGGUGGUCCUGGAGGACUCGGUGGUGCACCAGCAGGUGUUGCCGUUGGAGGACAACAGCCCUACACUGACGCAAAGCCCCAAAUGGCUGCCUCUCCUCAACCUGGAUACACUCAGCCCAUGGGAUCCCCAGGAUACGGCAACAACCAGGAACAGUACAACCAAUAUGGUGCCCAGCAGGCACCUCUAUCUCCUGCUCCACAGUACUCCGCUCCGUAUAAUCAGCCCGGUAGCCCCCCACCUCAGGGCCACUUCGCACCCAACGACCAGAAGCAAACUUUUGCGCAUUCGACCGACCCGGCACAGCCGCAAGCUGCCGAGCUUGGUGGUAGCGGUCCCGUCGCGGGAUCGCACACGGCCGAGUUAUCCGGAGAGCCUACCCAGCGAUAGUUUCCUGAAACUUCUUCUUAGACAUUGGCUUGUAACAUCAUCUUGGAAUGCUCUAAAUUUGACGUCGUGGCCAACACUUUGCAUAUACUCGAAUGAGUGAAAUGCCACCUCUUCGACCAGACAAUAGACCAACUUGAACCGUUGAUAGCCUCAACAGCUGGGAAAUCGGGUUCAACCAUAUCGGAUUUGGGCUUAAUCGCUUC
This is a messenger RNA of Aaosphaeria arxii CBS 175.79, 1422 nucleotides long. RefSeq lists its product as uncharacterized. The coding region runs from base 98 to 1219 and encodes 373 amino acids. The record is from RefSeq and is a predicted model, not a curated record. The transcript has 4 exons. Lineage: Eukaryota; Fungi; Ascomycota; Dothideomycetes; Pleosporales.